Anopheles darlingi is the source of this 1967-nucleotide messenger RNA. Its product is annotated as adipocyte plasma membrane-associated protein Hemomucin-like. NCBI's taxonomy places the organism in Eukaryota, Metazoa, Arthropoda, Insecta, Diptera, Culicidae. Gene Ontology annotation, molecular function: strictosidine synthase activity. The transcript is spliced from 2 exons. Bases 541 to 1908 code for a protein of 455 amino acids. The record is from RefSeq and is a predicted model, not a curated record. Gene Ontology annotation, biological process: biosynthetic process.
AUGAUGAUGAUGAUGAUGAUGAUGAUGAUGCUGUUCUUCUCCAACAUGCUUCGCUGGUCAGAACCCCUUCCCGAAUCAGAACCACGUUAGGCCGUUGUCUAGGAAGAUCGACGAUGAGCUGGAAGUAAUCGCUCCUUUGGGGGGCCCACGGCGUUUCGUGUAGGUCAGUCACUUUGCUGCUGCCGCUGCGGUGUGUGCUGUGAGUCAAGUGUGCGUUCAAUCCGUUCAGCCCCCAGCACCAGCAUUCGGGAUUAUUUAUCGAACCAUAAGCGACCGCUACGGGUAGGUGGGUGAUGUAAUCCGUUCGAAAUAAACACCUUCGACAACGACGACCAACACACGGAGGCAUCAUCGCACAUCGGCAUAUCGGAAUCGGCUGGUCGUCCGCUGGAAGAGGUUUAAAAAUAAUAAUUACAAUCGAUUCAAAGCAAACCGCUCCGUACAGUCGAUCGGUACAGACCGGACCGUGUGUGUGUCUGUCUGCCCCAUAUUGUGUGCUGAGAACGCCAUUGGUGGUAUUCUACAAGAACGUACACGAAGAUGGGUUUCAAGGGAAAGCUUCUAAAGACGGCGCUGGUGCUGAUGUUGAUUGCAGUAUUGCCCGGAUUACCACCGAAAACCGUGUUUCCCUUCCGUCCGAUUACCAUCACACCGGUGCGGCCCCUAACGGGUGUGCUCGCACCCAACCGCCUACUCAACGGUGCUGAACGGUUACACGAGAACGAGCUGCUCCAGCCGGAAAGUGUGGUAGUGCGCGGUAACGCUACCUACGUCACCGUGUACGGUGGCAAAGUGAUCGAGCUGAUCGAAGGCUCCGGUACACUGCGUACCGUAGUUAAGCUGGGACCUGAGUGUGUUGGUACCUAUUCGGAGCGCAUUUGUGGCCGUCCGUUGGGGCUCGAUUUCGAUACCAAGGGUAACAAUCUGAUCGUGGUCGAUCCGUACCUCGGCAUCUGGCAGGUGCACAUCAAGACGGGCGAGAAGAAGCUACUGGUCCCCAAAGAGAACGCCAUCAUCGAUGAUGGUACGAUCGCAUCGAACAAGCAGCAGCAGCAUGGCCGACAGCAGCAGAUCACGACACGGCAACCGACCAUCCCGAACGGUGUAGCUGUAGCGAAGAACGGGGACUUUUACUGGUCCGAUACGGCAUCGGAUUUUAUCUUCGAGGACGCUAUCCAAGCGCUGCUGUGUAAUCCUUCCGGUCGGCUGCUCCACUACUCUCGGGCCACUGGUCGAAACCGUGUGCUGCUGGAUGAAAUCUACGGAGCCAACGGGGUAGUGCUAAGCCCGGAUGAAAGCUUCGUGCUGGUCGGAGAACUCGGUGGACAGCUGAUCCGCCGGUAUCACCUGAAGGGCCCACAGGCCGGUCAGCAUGAUGUGUUUCUCGAUGGAUUGCCGGGUGCGGUCGACAAUCUGAACGGUGAUGCCGAUGGAUUUUGGGUUGGACUGGUGAUUGCGGCCGAUGCAGAAAAUCCCUCGUUCGUUGGUAUGCUGGCACCGUUCCCGAACCUACGCCAGCUGAUCGUACGGCUGUUCGUGCUGAUCGAAGCACCGUUCCGUCUGGCGUACCAGCUUACCGGAAGCCCUUACGCUCUUUGGGCUACCCAUCAAAUUGGGUUUCUCGGAGAUUUGGUUAAUGUGUUCCCCGAUCGUGGCACGGUACUGCGUGUCGACUGGCAGGGUAAUAUCGUGUUUGCGCUCCAUAACGAUGAUACCUCCAGUCACGUCAUCUCGCAGGCCGUACGCCAGGGGAAGGAGCAUCUACUGCUCGGAUCACCGGUGAAUCCGUGGCUUGGACGAGUGAAACUUUCACCCGAAACGUUAGCCCUGCUAGCGCCCGGAUCGAAGGGAGCCACCGAAACGAAACCGGGCUCCGCUCCUUCACGCGUGAAUCGCGAAGAGCUGUAACCGAGCUCGGUUCCCCUUCCGUGGCAUUGAAUUCGAAUAAACUUUCCUUUGGGGAAAAU